Nothobranchius furzeri (turquoise killifish) is the source of this 948-nucleotide messenger RNA. The record is from RefSeq and is a predicted model, not a curated record. NCBI's taxonomy places the organism in Eukaryota, Metazoa, Chordata, Actinopteri, Cyprinodontiformes, Nothobranchiidae.
GCUAAACAGAAGGUGGGUGUCCAGAUUUAGAAACAGGUUUUUAUAAAUGAUUUUAAAUUAACAUUUUUAGACAUUUAGUCUCAUUUUUUUUGUCUAAAAAGAAAAAAGUCUUACCUGCAAAAACAGAACUCCUUAAAAGAAGGUAAUUAUAAUCAUGUUUUCUUGUUUUGUGUCCUUUUGCAGGGUAAUUUCUGAUUUCUAUAAAAUGAUUUAUAAAUGUGUUAAACGCUAACAGGAAGUCCUGCUGACUGAACUAGUUAGUGAUGAAUAAGAACACACGUUUCAAUCUAAAACAGCUCAGAAGUAAAAAUAAAACAAACAAAAGCAGAUUUUUUUUUCUUUUUUUAACGUUUUUAAAAUCUGUUCUUUCCCUCAAGAAUAAUGAAGAUCCUUCCUGUUUUCCUGCUGCUGCUGCUGCUGCAAGUUUGGGCUUUGGAGUCUUCAGAGGAAACCAGCAGCUCUGACCCAGAAAUGCCUCCUGCAGUAGAACGCUAUAAGAAAUUUAUAUGGCAGCACAUAGAUCCAUCCAUGACAGCUACAAGUUGUGAUUUAGUGAUCAAAAAGAGGGAAAUCUACUACUCGAACGGCUGUAAGAGGAUCAACUCCUUCAUUCUUGCCGAUGAAAAACAGGUCAAAGCCAUCUGUCAGGGUCAGGGAAAUUACGAUGAAAGGUCCAAGCUGACCUCCAGUAAAGCAAAGUUCCGUAUUGUUGCUUGUAACCUGAAGAAACGAGUCCGGAAACCUAGCUGUCACUACACAGGGAGGCUUUUGACUCACAGAGGCGUUGUAGUGAAAUGUGACGGAGGUUUGCCUGUUCACUAUGACCAUGACUUUUAAAUGUGAUCGCUCUCCAAAACCACAGUUAUUCACAUGUAAAAGUUCAUGCUUUAUGUUUUUGUAUCCGUGUUCAGCUGUUCACCUGCAUGUUUCACACAAAUAAACCUGCUA